Molecule: messenger RNA, 838 nt
Organism: Dendronephthya gigantea
Lineage: Eukaryota; Metazoa; Cnidaria; Anthozoa; Malacalcyonacea; Nephtheidae
Product: collagen triple helix repeat-containing protein 1-like
Exons: 4
Coding region: 88-741 (217 amino acids)
Source: RefSeq, a predicted model, not a curated record
AGUUAGAAGACAAGUAAGGAGCUUUAUCGUUUUUUCAGAUCUCUAAUUGAGAAGAGUUUGUAACCUUGGUGGACGCCGAGUGAUAAUAUGAGACUUGUUUGGAUUUUCUUGGCUUUAUUCUUUCCGUUAACAGUUGCUGUGAAACAGCAAAAGUGUUCAUCCGCUUGUGGCUGUUCGAAUGGAAUUCCCGGUGUACCAGGCGUUCCAGGUUCACCAGGAAAGGAUGGCAGAACUGGUGAAAAAGGGGAUGUUGGUUCGCCAGGAUCUGCUGGAGGAAAAGGUGUUUCUGGAGAAAAAGGCUCACCUGGCACGAAUACCGUUUUGUACUCAAACUGGAAACAAUGUGCGUGGCAGCGGUCCGAUGGCAAGGAUAUCGGAUUAAUACAGGAUUGCGUGUUCGAGAAAAAACACAAGGACUCCUCCCUCAGAGUAUUCUAUGGCGGGAAUCUGCGUAUUCACAAAUGUAAUGGCUGCUGCAAACGUUGGUAUUUCACAUUUAAUGGAGCUGAAUGCAAGAAACUAAUGGCUAUUGAUGGCGUUUUUUAUAUGCAAACCGGGGCAAAUCAGAAUAUUCACCGCCACCGCCAUAUUGAGGGUUAUUGCAAUGAAAUUCCAAAAGGUAGUGUCCGCGUUGGAUUUCGGGUUGGGAAUUGCAGGGGUUAUUCGCAUGCCGAUGCCGACUCUGGUUGGAACUCCGUAUCACGCAUUGUCAUUGAAGAGGUUCCACCACCACAAUCUUAAUACAAUUAACUAAUGAAUUUUUAAUGAAACAUGUAGACUAUUGAAAGGUAUGAAAGGUACGCACUAUAGGUAUUCAUUGUAUAAUUAAUAACAACAA